AUGGCGGAGGAACCGUUCGAUUUCAGCGGAGACAUUCCGGAAGAAGUGAACACUCUUCUGACCGAUUCAGAAGAGCCGGGACUUCUUUUCAAUGAAACAACGACGACUACGAUGGCGACCAGCACUCUGGUCAACAGUAUCACUUCCACCGUCGGUAAGCACAGUUUCACAAUAAAAUCAUUUCCAAAAUGCGUUUUCGUUUCCCUGCAGUUCCUCUGCUCACCGCCGGAUACCAGCCGAAUCCGUUCCGCAUCGGACUGCUCGCCUUCAAGUGCGUUCUCAUCAUCCUUAUGUUCACUCUCUCGUGCACGAUCCGUCGCGACUACUUCAAAUUCUUCGUCCUUUUCCUCGUCGUUCCCUUGUUCAUCGAGGCCGGAUUCGACAUUUUCACGGAAAUUCACGCGAGCACCGCCAUUUUCGGAACUCAGUGAGUGCGGGAAACGGGAAGUGUUACUGUAGUCGUGAUUGCAGGCAGUUCGAAUUGGAGUACUUUAAUCUGGCGCCAACGACGAACGACACAGCCACGGACUGGCAGAAGUGAGUCAAUUAAAAGCGCCUCCAAUCACAGUACGCUCUUCAGACGUGCCGUUGAGAGCUAUGGUCAGAUCCUCCAGAAGUACACCACUUAUCAACUCUACACGUAAACUAUUCUUACUUUUUGCCUUCAACAAAUUUAAUACGUUCAGAAGGGACCAGCUGUUCUCGAUCGUCUCGUACGUGGCCGGAGACUUCAUCUUCUGGAGUCUUCUUUUCUCCACCACCACCGUUUUUUUCUACGCUCACAAAGCCGUGGUCCGUCCAGAACAAAUCACUUACGAUCCGAUCGGGUACCUUUUUCUGAUCUCUCACCUCUUUUCUAAUCAUUAUUUUCAGGCGUUCCUUCUUGAAAGUGCAGAUCCUUCCGAUCCUUUUCACUGCUAUCGACACGCUUAUUUCCCUGUUCGAAGUCCCCCACUGGGUCUAUCUCUCCGUUCUGUUCAUCCUCCGAAUCACUGCCUGCACAGUCGUCUUCAUCAUUUUCACCCAACUUUUCGCAGUAAGUACCUGUUCUUUAUCUCUUUUUUUAUCUUUCCUCUUCAGUCUUUGUUCCUCUUCUGCCGUCGCAAAGAUGAAAUGACGAAGACGUCCCCGUACGAACACGUGCGCAACAGCAAGUUCCGGCUCCUCCUCUUCGUGCUGUUCACCCUGCUCAUCCACUCACUCACCGUCCCGUAUAUCAGUGAGUUCCCAUUCUCACCCUCUUCGUCUCAUCCAUCCCCUUUUCAGUCUGGUCUGGAUUGACGAUUGCCUUCGACGUCGGACAUCUCCUCGGCUUCAACUGGUACAUUCCCCUGCACUUCGCUUCCGAACUCUUCCCUCUUCAUCUCACUUUCUUCCUGCUCCGCCCAUUUGUCUUCCUCGUUCUGGCUCUUUUCCUCCUCAAUCCGUACCGUCGUCGCUUCGUGAAAUUCUUCUGUCCGUGCUGCAGAAAGCACUGA
Caenorhabditis sp. 36 PRJEB53466 is the source of this 1478-nucleotide messenger RNA. Lineage: Eukaryota; Metazoa; Nematoda; Chromadorea; Rhabditida; Rhabditidae. The record is from the annotation of a GenBank genome assembly.